AAGCGCGGCCUGCGGGCGGCGGCGGCGCUCAGUGGCCGCGGGUGCGGGGAGGCGGCCGCGCCGGCCGGGCCAUGAACGGGCUGCCGGCGGCCGAGGCUCCGGGCGGCGGGGGCUUCGCCCUGGCCGGCCUCCCGCCGCUCCCGCGCGGCCUCAGCGGGCUGCUCAAUGCGAGCGGGGGCUCGUGGCGGGAGCUGGAGCGCGUCUACAGCCAGCGCAGCCGCAUCCACGACGAGCUCAGCCGCGCCGCCCGCGCCCCGGACGGGCCCCGCGCCGCCGCCAACGGCGGCCCCGCCCCCGGCGCCCCCGGCCCGCGCCGCCCGGUCAACCUGGACUCGGCGCUCGCGGCGCUGCGCAAGGAGAUGGUGGGGCUUCGGCAGCUGGACAUGUCGCUGCUGUGCCAGCUGUGGGGCCUGUACGAGUCGAUCCAGGACUACAAGCACCUGUGCCAGGACCUGAGCCUGUGCCAGGACCUGUCAUCCUCCCUGCACUCAGACAGCUCCUACCCGCCCGACGCCGGCCUCUCCGACGACGACGAGCCUGAUGCCAGCCUGCCCCCAGACCCGCCGCCCCUCAUGGUGCCACAGACGCACAACGCCCGGGACCAGUGGCUGCAGGACGCCUUCCACAUCAGCCUCUGAGGGGCUGGCGCAGCAUGGGAGGUGCCACUGCAGUGCUUGCUUAGCCCUCCAGCGUCCCAGGGAGGGCAGAGGCCCGGCCGUAGAGACCGAAGCGACUCAUCCACUCUUCUGUCUGGGUUGGCUGGCACUGCGGUGGGCACCUCGGCUACAGCCUCUGCCCAGAGCUCUGGGCCUCCACAUGUGCACCCCAGCUCGGAGGGUCCUCAGGCUGGCGGUGGGGCCCCCAUACUCACCCCAGCUCCUUUUCACCUCUUGGCUGCCCUUGGCAGCUGCUGGCUCAGGGGCACCGCACCUCGCGUCCGCGUCCUGGGGUGGCACGGCCCUAGACAGGGCUCUAGGGCCCACCCCUGCACCCACCAAGGGCAGGGGGACCAGGGCCCCAUGCUGGAUCUUGCUCAGGGCCCAACUCCUGGGCGCGUAGAUUCUCAAUAAACACUCAGCGCUC
Molecule: messenger RNA, 1083 nt
Organism: Erinaceus europaeus (western European hedgehog)
Lineage: Eukaryota; Metazoa; Chordata; Mammalia; Eulipotyphla; Erinaceidae
Gene: FAM89B
Product: family with sequence similarity 89 member B
Exons: 2
Coding region: 72-638 (188 amino acids)
Biological process (GO): negative regulation of transforming growth factor beta receptor signaling pathway; positive regulation of cell migration; negative regulation of SMAD protein signal transduction
Cellular component (GO): lamellipodium; cytoplasm
Molecular function (GO): transcription corepressor binding
Source: RefSeq, a predicted model, not a curated record